GGCACCGUGAUGGCCGUGGCCGGGGUGGUGGUACUUCUCAGAAGCGUGCGCCUGACGUCAAAAUUUACAAGUUCUUCAGAAAUUCCAGUGGAAUUUAUAAGAAGGAAUGUUAAACUACGUGGACGAUUACGCCGAAUAACUGAGAAUGGUUUAGAAAUUGAACAUAUUCCCAUUACUUUACCUAUUAUAUCUUCAUGGAGAAAAGAGCCGUGUGGUGUUUUGCUCGUUAAGCUGGCCGGAGUAGAACUCACUGAAACUGGGAAGGUGUGGUUACAGAAAGAGCUAAAACCUUCCCAACUUCUAUGGUUCCAACUUCUUGGAAAGGAGAAUUCAGCACUCUUUUGCUACCUUUUGGUGAAUAAGGGUAGAUAUCUUACUGUGAGUCUGAAUGAAGAAAUUUUGAGAAGAGGCCUUGGCAAAACUGUUCUUGUUCAAGGGCUAAAUUAUGAUUCUAAAAUCUAUUGGACAAUUCACAGAAACUUACUUAAAGCUGAAUUAACAGCCUUAAAAAAAGGAGAAGGAAUAUGGAAGGAAGAAUCUGAAAAAGAAAGUUAUUUGGAAAAAUUCAAAGGCUCCUGGAGAGAAAUAUGGAAAAAAGACAGUAAUUUAAAAAAAAUUGGAUCAAAUUUCAACUUGAAAAAGAGUUAUUAUGACAAAUUUAGAAGGACUUAUGAAGCAUGGAAAGACAACAUGGAAAACUACUCCUUAAUACUGAAGUUCAGAGAACUUAUGAGUCGCAUACACUUUCGUAGAAAAGAGUAAAACAUUCCAAGAGAUCUGGAGGUGACACACUCUGAGGAGUGAAAUAUGUAAAUAUAUGGAUAUUUUUCAUUGAGUUGAAAUGGAAAUUUUCCCAAAUGAUCAAAGUUAUCUGCUAAUGGUAUUUAAAUAUUUAGGAGAUGAUUGUUAUGGAUGUAAUAUCAGAAUAAUUUAAACAAAUUGUGAUUAAUGUAAUAUACUUUUAGGAAAAAUGAAACACUCUAUAAAAAGUUACCAGGUUGAAGGAUGUAUACACACAGUGCUAAUAUUUGAAGAGAGAGCUUAACUAUUGGCCAUUGUGUUAUAGUUAUUUUGGGCAGCCGUAUUUAAUUUUUGUUUAAAGAGAGUAUUUGUUUAUUUUUCCAGUUUUAUCAACUUUGAUGAUUUAUAAUAAAGGAACUGCUUAUACCUCAUGUCUAAGGCUCCUCUUUUC
Messenger RNA from Ceratotherium simum simum (southern white rhinoceros), 1192 nucleotides. NCBI's taxonomy places the organism in Eukaryota, Metazoa, Chordata, Mammalia, Perissodactyla, Rhinocerotidae. The record is from RefSeq and is a predicted model, not a curated record.